Molecule: messenger RNA, 1728 nt
Organism: Penicillium concentricum
Lineage: Eukaryota; Fungi; Ascomycota; Eurotiomycetes; Eurotiales; Aspergillaceae
Product: MFS transporter
Exons: 2
Coding region: 1-1728 (575 amino acids)
Biological process (GO): xenobiotic detoxification by transmembrane export across the plasma membrane
Molecular function (GO): fluconazole transmembrane transporter activity
Source: RefSeq, a predicted model, not a curated record
AUGGAAUCUGUCAUUCGAGAUGCCCCAUUCGGGCAGCUUGUUCGUCUUCUGACAAACAAUAAAUACUUCCAAUAUCCCGAAGAAAAGCCCAAUUUCAAGCUUCCCGAUACAUGGCUUCAAUUGUUGAACUCGAGCGGAGAUGGAAGCGACGAAAAGAACAUCACCCGACAAGACUCCAUCCGAAGCGAUGAAUACAGUGAACCACUAAGCCGGGCCUCUACUGAAGCAUCCAUGCAAUUCACCGAAGCUCGUCUCGAGGCCGAUGAACAACAUGAAAUUGAGAAAGUCAAAUCCAUCGCCAUUGCCCCCAAGAAAACAAAAGACGGUUCCAUCCUCGUUGAUUGGUACUAUACCGAUGACCCAGAGAACCCACACAACUGGUCUAAUCGCAAGCGCGUUCUUAUCACUGUUUUGAUUUGUUUAUAUACCUUCGUGGUAUAUACCACUUCUGCAAUCUACACCUCCUCAACAGAGGGUAUCAUGAAGGAGUUCGGUGUGAGCACCUUGGUCGCUACUUUGGGUUUGUCACUUUAUGUUCUGGGAUAUGGAAUCGGGCCAUUGGUCUUCUCUCCACUGAGUGAAAUCCCCGUGAUUGGACGCAAUCCAGUCUACAUCGUCACCAUGUUCCUCUUCGUGAUCAUCUCCAUCCCAACAGCCGUUGUAAACAACUUCGCCGGCUUACUGGUGCUGCGCUUUCUGCAAGGCUUCUUUGGCUCGCCCUGUCUUGCAUCUGGAGGUGCUUCCAUCGGAGACCUGUACAGCCUAAUGUCCCUGCCAUAUGCAAUGAUGGCUUGGGUUUCUGCCGCCUACUGUGGACCCGCCCUCGGCCCUCUCCUCAGCGGCUUCGCCGUCCCCAUCAAAGGCUGGCGCUGGUCCCUCUUCGAAUCAAUCUGGGCCUCCGCCCCGGUUUUCAUCCUGAUGUUCAUGUUCCUGCCGGAAACCAGCAGCGCAACAAUCCUACUCCGACGCGCUGACCGUCUCCGCAAAAUCCACAAUACCACUCGCUUCCAGUCUCAAUCCGAGAUCGACCAGCGCAACAUGCGAAUCUCAGACGUUGCCAUCGACGCCCUAAUCAAACCCAUGGAAAUUACCAUCAAGGAUCCAGCCGUCCUCUUUGUCCAGAUCUAUACAGCCAUAAUCUACGGCAUCUACUAUUCCUUCUUUGAGGUCUUCCCCUUGGUCUACCCAGUCGAUUACAACAUGAACCUCGGACAGGUCGGUCUCGUCUUUUUAUGUAUGCUGGUUGCAUGCAUUCUUGGAGUCGCCAUUUACGCCAGCUACAUCUACUUCUGGAUGAACCCUCGCAUCCGCCGCUUCGGCUUCCCUCAAAAUGAGGAUCUUCUUAUCCCCGCCCUACCUGCCUCUUUUGGUCCUAUGAUUGGUCUUUUCGUCUUUGCUUGGACGGCUCGUGCGUCUAUUCAUUGGAUUGCGCCUACCAUCGGCAUCACCAUCUAUGGUGUCACGGUUUUCAUCGUCAUGCAGUGCAUCUUCAUGUACAUUCCCCUCACAUACCCCAAGUACGCGGCUAGUCUGUUCGCUGCGAAUGACUUCUUCCGCAGUGCACUUGCUUGUGGCAGUGUGCUGUUUGCGCAUCCGUUAUUUGGGAACUUGGGUGUUGCUCGUGGUGUCAGUCUUCUUGGUGGAUUGAGUGUUAUUGGUAUUAUUGGUAUCUGGUUGCUUUACUUCUAUGGUAGUAGACUUCGUGCUUUGAGCAAGUUUGCUACCUAG